AUUUUCUUCGAUCUGGUUUUUGUUUUUUCCGGUUCGCUUUCGUUAUAUGAAUUCUUUAUUGCGAACCUAGCGCGAAUAAUUAUAGAUCUCAAUAAAUCGGCUUUAUUUUAUUUUUCGUUUUGAAGUUGGGAACAAUGGAUUCGAAGAGUAUCCCUUUGCCGACCCCUCUGGUCGAUUGCCUUCCCGCUGCACAGCCUUCUCCAUCAUCUAGCGUAUGUUUUUGCAACCCUAAGUAUGAAAAUGGUACCACAGCAACGGGUUUUAUUUUGAACAAUGAGGGGGUUGUAGUUGCCCUUGAUCAUUCAAGAGCAUCUGGCGAAUUCCCUGAAAAUGUUACGUUACUUAAUUCGCAUCUGCUUGUAGCCGUUUCUGGAGGGACCAAAUUUGAGUGCAAACUGCUGCUCAGUAUUCUAGAGACGAAGUGCCAGAUUUAUGAACUUGUGGAAGGGAGAAAAGCAUCUGCUGCAGAAGCAUCGAUGAUGCUUUCUGACUUUCUGUCUGGACAUCCUUGCAGUGAUGAAGGUUUGCCACUCGGCAUACUGCUCGCUGGGUGGGAGAAUGAAUUGGGACCUCAGCUGUAUAGAGUGGACGCCAAGGGGGAACUGUGCCCUGAUAAACUAUUACUCGCUACUGGGUCUGUUUCAUUUGAUAGUUCUGCUUCUGGGUCUGUUUCAUUUGAUAGGUGUGCUACUGGGACUCCUCGAUUUGAGAGAUUUUUGGCAUUUUGCCUUACCUACUCGCGCGUUCCUGAUACUCGUGCUACCGAGUUGGCCAGAGAUGCAGUCAAUCAUGGAAGUGGUGAAUGUUUCAGUGUUUUCCAUGUUGGAACUAGUGGUGUUACAUCUUGGCUCUAUAAUGAAGCACUUGAUCAAAGCUGGAGAGCUGUAGAAACAGCAGAUCGUGGGAUCUCACUGGGAAUUAAUUACACACAUAUGAUGAAUGGUGGUUGUGGUCUUAAGUAUCGAAUGGGAACAGCAUUAGGUUUUAUUUUCAAUGAUGAAGUAGUUACGGUAUCCCUUGAUCAUUCAAUCAAAUCAAAUCCAGAAAACGCUAGGCUGCUUAAUUCGCAUCUGCUUGCCUCGGUUUGUGGAGUUGACAAGUUUCAGUGCCAAGGUUUGGUUCAUUUUCUUCAGCUUAAGUGCUGGCGUUUUCAGCUUGAAGAAGGGAGAAGAGCUUCUGCAGCAGAGGCAUCAAAGUGGCUGGCUGACCAUCUGGCUUGUAAUCCUUGCUCUGAUGACGCCUUAUCACUGGAAGUACUAAUCGCUGGGUGGGACAGAGAAUCGGGACCUGCCCUGUAUCAUGUGGAUGCUGAAGGGGCAAUGUGUAGUAGACCAUCCUUCGGCUCCGGAAGUGCUGCACACGGCUGUGCUUAUUUUGACCCUCCCGAUCCAUUCCGUUUCCGCUCGAAGAGGGGUUCACGCAAAUCAGCCCGUUAUAAUAUGUCCGUGACUGAAGCUAUAGAGUUGGCCCGAGAUGCUCUGUGUGGUGGUGCUUUACUAGUUCCUGAAAGCCGUGAAUUUUGCAGUGUUUUCAACGUCGGAAGUGAUGGAGUUAAACAUGUACUCGUGAACUAUGAUAUAAGGGGAUGGCAAGAAAAAUACUUCCAUGAACAUGGUGAGGGGGAGAAGAGUUACAUCACCAAUUUUAUUAAGCAGAGGGGCCAAAACCAUUUUAUUUUAUGAUUUAAGAUAUGGAACCCCGAGGAGUGUGAUGUGUGGUGGCUUCUUUCUUUCUUGUCGGCUUUUAUUUAAUGAUGUGAUUUUAUGGCCUCCUUUUGUGGUGGACCAGAGGGAUUUCCUCAAGACUAUAUUUAUGUGUCGAUUACUUUUGGUUGGCUCUAUUUAGAAUGUACUAUCUAAUAAUGCCAUGAUAUUUUAGUUAAGUAUUGGGUGGGAUAUUGUGUCGAAGUUGAAAUGAUAAAUUAUAAGGUUUAUAACAUUCAGAAGCUAAUUAGUAAUUCCCGUUUGCAGUGUCAUUUUUAAAAUAUUAGUGAUUAGUAUUGAUUGAAUAACAACAUUUCAACUUUUUGAAUUUGUCUUUGAACAACCUAUUUUGUUUGACUUUAAUCAUUAUCACAUAUUUCCG
Oldenlandia corymbosa var. corymbosa is the source of this 2085-nucleotide messenger RNA. Lineage: Eukaryota; Viridiplantae; Streptophyta; Magnoliopsida; Gentianales; Rubiaceae. The record is from the annotation of a GenBank genome assembly.